CGCCCACGCCCACGCCCACCAUCUUUGGAGAUCCGCCAUCCCAAGUCCACCAUCACGACAAUCCGCCAUGGCCAAAACGAAGCACGGAAAGCGCAGCAGCGCCCCCGGUUCGCCAUACGAGCGUCCCAGCGGAGGAGGAGGAGGAAGCAGCGGCGGCUCCAACUCGAAUAAGAACAACGUCUUCAAGUUCAACACAAACUUCGGCCAGCAUAUUCUCAAGAACCCCGGUGUCUCGGAUGCCAUCGUGGAAAAGGCUUUCCUCAAGCCCACCGACACCGUCCUCGAAGUCGGCCCCGGUACCGGUAACUUGACGGUGCGCAUUCUGGAGCGCGCUAAGAAAUGCAUUUGCGUCGAAGUCGAUCCCAGAAUGGCCGCCGAGGUCACCAAGCGUGUGCAAGGCACGCCUGAGCAGAGGAAACUCGAGGUCUUGUUGGGCGAUGUGAUCAAGACUGAGCUCCCAGCCUUUGAUGUUUGCAUUUCCAACACCCCCUACCAGAUCUCCAGUCCCCUCGUCUUCAAGCUCCUCUCGCUUCCCAAUCCUCCUCGCACAUCCGUCCUCAUGUUCCAGCGCGAGUUCGCCCUCCGACUGACGGCCCGUCCCGGAGACGCCCUCUACUGCCGUCUCUCCGUCAAUGCGCAAUUCUGGGCCAAGAUCACGCAUAUCAUGAAGGUUGGCAAGAACAACUUCCGCCCCCCGCCGCAGGUCGAGUCGUCCGUUGUGCGCAUCGAGCCCAAGACCGGCAAGGACCGCCCCAACGUCAGCUGGGAUGAGUGGGACGGCCUAUUGCGUGUCUGCUUCGUCCGCAAGAACAAGACCCUGCGAGCUAGUUGGCUCGGCACCAAGGAGGUUCUUGCCAUGGUCGAGCGCAACUACCGCACGUGGUGCGCCAUGAAUGGCGUUGCUGUCGACGACUCUCUCGUCGAGGACGGCGCCGAAGGCGCGGAGGAUAUGGAUGUCGAGGAUGCUGCCGCGGAUGGCGAGGAGUGGGGUGGCAUGGACGUCGACGACGAGGAUGCCCCGGACUUCUUCAAGGAGAUGCAAAAUAGCGCCGCCACUACCACCAAGACCAAGAGCAAACGCAAGAAGACCAAGGUCGCCGAGCUCGUCCGGGAGAAGAUCCGCAAGGUGCUCGAGGACGUCACCGAACUGGCUGAUAUGCGUUCCGGUAAGUGCGAUGAGAACGAUUUCCUGCGUCUCUUGUUUGCCUUUAAUGAAGAGGGCAUCCACUUCUCGUAACCGUGUGUAUCACGAUGUCGAGGUCAUGAAUGAGCAAUACGCAAAGGACGGGUGCUACGGGAACCACAAAAGGGACGGCGUUUCGGGGUUUUGUCAAUUGAAGAUCAGCAGAGCUUAGAGUAGAUGUCGCGAGGAUACCUUUGUUAUGACAUGUCCAACAUGAAGUUCACAACACAAUUCAAAUGUUUAGCAAAAGAUGCACCUGGUAUUCCCA
Molecule: messenger RNA, 1451 nt
Organism: Ilyonectria robusta
Lineage: Eukaryota; Fungi; Ascomycota; Sordariomycetes; Hypocreales; Nectriaceae
Product: dimethyladenosine transferase
Exons: 2
Coding region: 68-1237 (389 amino acids)
Biological process (GO): rRNA methylation
Cellular component (GO): mitochondrial matrix
Molecular function (GO): rRNA (adenine-N6,N6-)-dimethyltransferase activity
Source: RefSeq, a predicted model, not a curated record